Messenger RNA from Prorocentrum cordatum, 2742 nucleotides. The record is from the annotation of a GenBank genome assembly. Lineage: Eukaryota; Dinophyceae; Prorocentrales; Prorocentraceae.
AUGAAGAUCGCCUACCCGACGGCCUUGUUCGACCGCAACAUCACCGAUGGCCGCGCAAUGAUGUGUUCCGUUUUGACUCUCAGCAUCGGGAACAACCAGGGUAUGGGUGACGUCGACUACGGCAAGAUCUACGAUAUCUACUUCCCGCCGCAGUACCUGCGCCUGUUCGACGGGCCGUCGUGCUGCGUGAUCGACAUGUGGCGCAUCCUGGGCCGCGGCACCGUCGGCGGUGGGCUGGUGGUCGGCACCAUCAUUAAGCCUAAGCUCGGCUUGCAGCCGAAGCCCUUCGGCCAGGCGUGCUAUGGCUUCUGGCAGGGCGGCGACUUCAUCAAGAACGACGAGCCGCAGGGCAACCAGACGUUUUGCCAGAUGAACGAAUGCAUCCCCGAAGUCGUGAAGGCCAUGCGCGCGGCCCAGGAGGAAACGGGCCAGGGCAAGCUGUUCUCCGCCAACAUUACGGCGGAUGAUCCCAACGAGAUGAUCGCACGUGCCAAGUACAUCCUGAAUCAGAUGGGCCCGAUGGCGGAGAAUUGCGCCUUCUUGGUAGACGGAUACGUGGCUGGCGGCACUGCGGUGACCGUUGCGCGCCGCAAUUUCCCGAAGCAGUUUCUGCACUACCACCGCGCCGGCCACGGCGCAGUGACCAGCCCUCAGACGCAGCGUGGGUACACCGCCUUCGUGCACACCAAGCUGUCGCGCGUCAUCGGUGCCAGCGGCAUCCACACGGGCACGAUGAGCUUCGGCAAGAUGGAGGGCGAUGCUUCGGACAAGAACAUCGGCUUCAUGCUGCAGGACGACGUCGCCGACGGCCCGUACUACCGCCAGGAGUGGGAGGGCAUGAAGCAGACCACCCCGAUCAUCUCGGGUGGCAUGAACGCCCUGCGGCUGCCUGCGUUCUUCGAGAACCUGGGUCACUCGAACGUGAUCCUGACGGCCGGCGGUGGGGCUUUCGGGCACAAGGACGGGCCGAAGCAGGGCGCGAUCUCGUGCGCCCAGGGCGAGGAGUCGUGGAAGUUGUGGAAGGCAGGCACCUACGGCGACGUGAGCCUGUCGGACGGUGUCGUCGAGUACGCGAAGACGCACGAGGAGCUCAAGGGCGCGUUCUUGACGUUCCAGAAAGAUGCGGACCAGAUCUACCCUGGCUGGAAGGAGAAGCUCGGCUACACCGGCGAGUCCUCCGUCCAGGCCGCCAGCUUCAACUGGCAGAAGAAGGAUUUGGCCGCGGCGUUCGUUGGCGCCAGCACGACUCGCAAAGCGAGCUCCGUGGCCCGCCGUGCCUUGGACCAGUCGAGCCGCUACGCGGACCUGUCGCUGACGGAGGAGGACCUGAUCAAGAACGGCCAGCACGUGUUGGUGGCCUACAUCAUGAAGCCCAAGGCGGGUUACGACUACCUGGCCACUGCGGCGCACUUCGCGGCGGAGUCUUCCACUGGCACGAACGUGAACGUGUGCACCACUGACGACUUCACCAAGACUGUGGACGCACUCGUCUACUACAUUGACCCGGAGAACGAGGAGAUGAAGAUCGCCUACCCGACGGCCUUGUUCGACCGCAACAUCACCGAUGGCCGCGCAAUGAUGUGUUCCGUUUUGACUCUCAGCAUCGGGAACAACCAGGGUAUGGGUGACGUCGACUACGGCAAGAUCUACGAUAUCUACUUCCCGCCGCAGUACCUGCGCCUGUUCGACGGGCCGUCGUGCUGCGUGAUCGACAUGUGGCGCAUCCUGGGCCGCGGCACCGUCGGCGGUGGGCUGGUGGUCGGCACCAUCAUCAAGCCUAAGCUCGGCUUGCAGCCGAAGCCCUUCGGCCAGGCGUGCUAUGGCUUCUGGCAGGGCGGCGACUUCAUCAAGAACGACGAGCCGCAAGGCAACCAGACGUUUUGCCAGAUGAACGAAUGCAUCCCCGAAGUCGUGAAGGCCAUGCGCGCGGCCCAGGAGGAAACGGGCCAGGGCAAGCUGUUCUCCGCCAACAUUACGGCGGAUGACCCCAACGAGAUGAUCGCGCGUGCCAAGUACAUCCUGAAUCAGAUGGGCCCGAUGGCGGAGAAUUGCGCCUUCUUGGUAGACGGAUACGUGGCUGGCGGCACUGCGGUGACCGUUGCGCGCCGCAAUUUCCCGAAGCAGUUUCUGCACUACCACCGCGCCGGCCACGGCGCAGUGACCAGCCCUCAGACGCAGCGUGGGUACACCGCCUUCGUGCACACCAAGCUGUCGCGCGUCAUCGGUGCCAGCGGCAUCCACACGGGCACGAUGAGCUUCGGCAAGAUGGAGGGCGAUGCUUCGGACAAGAACAUCGGCUUCAUGCUGCAGGACGACGUCGCCGACGGCCCGUACUACCGCCAGGAGUGGGAGGGCAUGAAGCAGACCACCCCGAUCAUCUCGGGUGGCAUGAACGCCCUGCGGCUGCCUGCGUUCUUCGAGAACCUGGGUCACUCCAACGUGAUCCUGACGGCCGGCGGUGGGGCUUUCGGGCACAAGGACGGGCCGAAGCAGGGCGCGAUCUCGUGCGCCCAGGGCGAGGAGUCGUGGAAGCUGUGGAAGGCAGGCACCUACGGCGACGUGAGCCUGUCGGACGGUGUAGUCGAGUACGCGAAGACGCACGAGGAGCUCAAGGGCGCGUUCUUGACGUUCCAGAAGGAUGCGGACCAGAUCUACCCUGGCUGGAAGGAGAAGCUCGGCUACACCGGCGAGUCCUCCGUCCAGGCCGCCAGCUUCAACUGGCAGAAGAAGGAGUUGAGCUGA